Molecule: messenger RNA, 627 nt
Organism: Pseudocercospora fijiensis CIRAD86
Lineage: Eukaryota; Fungi; Ascomycota; Dothideomycetes; Mycosphaerellales; Mycosphaerellaceae
Exons: 1
Coding region: 1-627 (208 amino acids)
Molecular function (GO): peroxiredoxin activity
Source: RefSeq, a predicted model, not a curated record
AUGAACCGCAUCGGCUUGAUGCAUCCUUCCACGCUGACGGGCAAGCACAACGCAGAGACUAGUGCCCUCUACCAGGCAUUCUCGGACCAUGUGGAUCGACGUCUCAACGCGGCGAACAACACUUUCCGAUUACCUUCGACUGGAGCCAUGGUAGGACAAUUUGCCAUCUUCCUCCACAAUCCGAAGAUUGGAAGGUCCUUCUUGGAGCUCUCUGACGCCCUGCGCGAGCUACCUGGCCUGAACCCACGCACGAGAGAAAUCAUUGCCCUCGUCGUCGCUACCAAUGAGAGAUCUGCCUACCAGACUUACAGUCACGGACGGCUAGCCAUGCAGAGAGGACUCACACAGAACGAGCUGGACUCGCUGUACGCUGGCCUUUAUUCGCACAGCUUCGCCGAAGCAGAUAAGGCUGCGUAUACCGUGGCCCGCGAGCUCUGUGUCUCUUCUGGACCGCUUUCCGAUCGAGUCUGGAACGACGCGGUGACUGUCUUGGGCCGCGAGGGAGCUAUUGCGGUAGUGCACCACACUGCAUUUCACCGCUACGUCGCUACGCUACUGAGAGGAUUCGACUCACAAGUUCCAGCUCCUGGAGAGAGGGUGGAAUCAGAAAACACCAAGACUGAGUGA